ACUUUUAUUUGAGCCCGUACAAGCCACCAAGUAAGAGGUAUUCAGUAGGACUCAACAUUCCGCACGAUGAAGAACUCCGUGAUUGUUCUCUGUCUUCUGGGAACUCUGGCAUUUUCACCUGUAAAAGUGAAGAGUUCCCGGGAUUCGCAUUACUCCGAUUUUGACGAAGAAGAUGAUUCAAGAAUUCAUCCAGAUUUGCCGGUGGAGAAUCCCUUCAACAACAAAGCCAUCCUGCCUGAGGAACUCGAAACGGAAUUCUGGAUGAGAAAUGCGCGGGAAACUGUUGCAGAGAAGGUUGAGACUUACAGCAAACCCAAUACGAAUGUCGCCAAGAACAUCAUCUUCUUCAUUGGCGAUGGCAUGUCUUUCCAAACUGUUGCUGCCACGAGAAUGCACAGCGGCAAUGAGAACAACAAGUUGUCGUUCGAGAAGUUCCCCUACUUCGGAAUGGCCAAGACGUACUGCGUUAAUAGACAGGUCUCUGAUUCCGCAUGCACCGCAACGGCUUACCUGAGCGGCGUAAAGGCAAACUACGGCACAAUUGGUCUUGAUGCCGGCAUUUCGCGCUACGACUGCGAAGGACAGGCCAAUGAGGCGCAUCAAACAACAGGAAUUGGUCAAUGGUCUCUGGACUCCUGCAAAGGAGUGGGCCUCGUAACAACAACCAGGAUCACUCAUGCAACCCCUGCAGGACUAUUUGCUCACAUUGCUGAUCGCUACUGGGAGAAUGAUGUUGAAGUCGAAGACGAUAAUUGUGAUCCUGAAACAACGGACGACAUUGCAGAGCAGCUAAUCAGGAGCAAAGUUGGGAGCAAACUGAAGGUCAUCCUUGGAGGAGGACGAAGUGAAUUCCUCGAUAAAUCAGUCACAGAUGAAGAACAAAAUCCCGGAUUGCGUGGAGAUGGGCAGAAUUUGAUUGAAGAGUGGAAGACUGAACGCAGCAAGGAUGGCAAUGCGGAGUACAUUUGGCGCAAGAGUGAACUGUUGGGCUUGGACGUUAACAGUACAGACUACCUUCUUGGACUGUUUGAGGGAGACCACAUGAAGUUCCAUUUGGACGCUGUUGCUGAUCCAGAAGAGCCAACACUCAGCGAAUUAGUGGCAACUGCCAUUAAAAUGCUGCAGAAGGAAGAGAAGGGAUACUUCCUCUUUGUUGAGGGCGGAAAGAUCGAUGUUGCGCAUCAUGAAUCAUGGACAAGACGUGCUCUGGAUGAAACACUGGAGUUCUCAAAUGCCGUCCAGCUGGCCAGGGAGAUGACAAGCGAGGAGGAUACUCUGAUUGUUGUAUCUGCAGAUCACGGGCACACCAUGACGUUCGCUGGAUAUCCGUCUCGUGGAGCUGAUGUACUGGGAAUUGCGCAGAACAGCAACAUCGACCGGAUGCCCUUCUCUGUGCUCAGCUAUGCGAACGGUGCUGGCUACAAGAACACCUACAACGAGUUGGGAGAUCAACGUCUUGACAUUACUGGCUUUGAUUCAUCUGAUCCUGAAUUCCAAUACUUCGCCACUGUUCCACUAAACGUUGAGAGCCACGGUGGGGAUGAUGUUGGAGUCUACGCUUCCGGGCCUUGGGCUCAUCUCUUUGUCGGCCAGUACGAACAGAACAUCCUGCCCUACGCUAUGGCCUAUGCUGCUCAAAUUGGAGCCUAUGGUGAUGACAUUCAAUGUAGUUCUGCAUCAACCUUGGCUGGCUCCAUCUUCUUACUCCUGUUCAUUCACCUUCUUCGUCAGAUCAACAUUUUAUAAGAAAAAAACUCUUUUUGGACAGAAAAAGACUUUAAAGUUCAUUCAACUCUUGUUUAUUUUUUUUAUGUUCUAAAAUUGAAUUUGAUAAAUUCA
This is a messenger RNA of Lutzomyia longipalpis, 1839 nucleotides long. RefSeq names its product membrane-bound alkaline phosphatase-like. NCBI's taxonomy places the organism in Eukaryota, Metazoa, Arthropoda, Insecta, Diptera, Psychodidae. Gene Ontology annotation, molecular function: alkaline phosphatase activity. Gene Ontology annotation, biological process: dephosphorylation. The record is from RefSeq and is a predicted model, not a curated record. Bases 67 to 1746 code for a protein of 559 amino acids. The transcript has 4 exons.